Arabis nemorensis is the source of this 3993-nucleotide messenger RNA. The record is from the annotation of a GenBank genome assembly. Lineage: Eukaryota; Viridiplantae; Streptophyta; Magnoliopsida; Brassicales; Brassicaceae.
AUGCCGCCAAGGAAGAAGCCCAAGUCUUCAGCUUUGAAAUCAAACAAACAAUCUUCGGCCAAUCCUUCACAGCCUUCCAAUUUUGGCAUCCAGCAGCUGUUCCUUCGGCAUGUUCAGAACUCCCAAUCCAGCUCUCGUACCUCCACUGCCCCUCCAGUUGAUCUCCAGAAUGUGAAUGGGGUUGGCCCUAACACCGGAGUUUUAACGCCUCAAAAUCCUCCAAGCACGCUGGAUGAGAAACCUGAUGAGUCCAAAGAUGUGGACCAGCAACUUAUGGAGGAAUCUCCUGAACUCUCCAAAAACCUUAAGCGCUUCAAAUUCUCUCCUGGAAUGGUGCUGAUAAAGCAAAGUCAAGAUGAUGGUGGUGAAGAGAUAACUUGGAAAAUAUCUCCUGUAAACGAAAGACUUCGGGCAGCUGCUAAGCAAAUUCCUAAGAUGAUGGACUUGACAGAAAAUUCAGUAGGGUUUAAAUCUUCCACCAUUCGCCCUUGCUCUCUGGACAAGAAACAAUGUCAUACAUCAGAUAUAACCUCCAAGGUUGAGCAGUGGUUAUCUUCACCCUCAAAAAAAGCUUUCAAAAGACCAGCUUUUGUAGCAAAUAGGGUCAUGGAAAGGGUAAAUCCUUCCCCAGAUGCGGAGUUCGAAAUAAUUAACACAUCUAGUAGUGGAAACAGUCCUUUCCAGACCCCACCGUCACUUUCAUGCGCUCACAACAAGGUUCCUUCUACUGUAACAUGCAGCGAAGCUUGUGGAUAUACGGGCACUGGACAACAUAAAAAGGCGUUGCUUGAACUACUAGAUCAAGUGGAGGAUGUCAUCUCAGUUGAUGACAAAACAGCUGAUGAUGUGGGGACUGUGACGACCCAAGUUCAAAUUAAAGAUGAUAACAUCUGUUCUGUCGUUGAGGACGCUGUAGAUGGAGAGCCAAUUACUCUACAUAAAAAUCAAACUGUAAUAAAUCCAGAUAGCUAUUUCCUUGUAUUGGAGGUAUCUGAGAAACGUGGCCCGGCUGGCUCAUCUAAGGUUCACUGUCCUUAUAAGGUUCUUCGCCUGCUAGACGAGCACACUGGAAAAGAAUGUGCUUUGUAUCUCUGGGAUGAAUGGUUUUACAGCACUGUAUCACCAGGAGAUUCAAUCAAUGUUAUUGGAGAUUUUGACGGGGAUGGCAAGUGUGACGUGGACCAUCAAAAUAAUUUCUUAAUUGUUCAUCCUGAUACCCUUGUUGCUGGAACUAAAGUUGCAGCAAGUUUUGGUUGCCCAAGGAGAACCGUGCUAGAUGAGAGGCUAAGAUCCAAUGAACACGCUACAGCAGCCUUGCUUGGAACCUUGCUACACCAAGUUUUUCAGGCCGGUCUCACACAAGAGUCUCCAUCUGUAGAUGGUUUGCAGAAAUAUGCGAGCAUAGUGAUCACUAAAAAUAUUGAGAGCAUAUAUGCAUGUGGAGUGCAUGAGGGAGACGUGAAAGCAACCUUACUUGGAGCUAUCCCGAAAAUGUUGAAUUGGAUUCAUCAGUUCAGAUAUUCGAAGGACUCAAGGAUAUCAAAUGUUGAUUUUGGUUCUACCAAUGGGCAGAAAAUGGUUAAGAUAUCAGAGGUAAUUGAUAUUGAGGAGAUGUCAUGGGCCCCUAAAUAUGGUUUGAAAGGGAUGAUUGAUGCUUCAGUAAGAGUGAUAGUUGAAUCUGACAUGAACACAGUGCAUGAGAAAAUAAUGCCCCUUGAGUUUAAAUCUGGAAAAGCUCCUAAUGGUCAGUCAUCGAUGGAACAUUGUGCACAGGUGAUCUUGUACACACUCCUUAUGUCUGAGAGGUACCUGAAGCAUAUUGACCAUGGCCUUCUGUACUAUCUACAGUCAGAUCAGACUCAGGGAAUUUCUGUUCAAAGAUCAGAUUUGGUGGGUCUGAUUAUUCGUCGUAAUGAACUUGCAAAUGACAUCCUUGUGGCGUCAACAACCCAACAACUGCCUCCAAUGUUACGGAAUCCAAACAUAUGCCGCAACUGUCGCCAUCUGGAUGUCUGCACGAUUUAUCAUAAGGCAGAUGGUGGAAACACAGAGAGUAGUGGACUUGGUGAUGUCUUUGAUACACAUGUUUCUCAUCUUUCAACUUUGCAUUUUAAGUUCCUCCGACACUGGGACAGGCUGAUUGACUUGGAAGCUAGAGAGAUGGAGCUUCUACGGAAAGACAUUGCACGCCCACAUGGUUCAAAGGGCAAUCACUCAGCUAGUUAUCUUUCUUCUAUGGUUCUUGACAUGACAGAUGGGUUUCAGCAUGAUAACUCUCAUAAAGAAACUAGAUUCAUCUAUCGUUUUGUACGUCAAAACUCAUCUGAAUCUAGAGAAAGGGUACCCAGUGAUGAUACAAUUAGGACUGGAACCCCUGCAACUGAUGACCUGGAUUGCAAACUUAGAACAGGAGACCGCGUGAUUCUUCGUACAGAAGUCAGCCACCUGACUGUUGCAAAUGGGACUAUAGCAGAUAUUAGUCGCGCUCAUGUAACAGUUUCUUUAUCCAAGCGAUUACGUCUUCCUUGGAGCGAACCUUCUGCUGAGGUAUCUAAUCUCUCUCAUGAAAUAUGGAGAAUUUACAAGGAUGAAUACAUGACAUCAUUUUCGGUUAUGAGGUUUAAUCUCAUGCAGCUUUUCAUACAAAAUGGACAUAGCACUUGCAUCAGGAAAAUGAUUGUUGAUCUUGAGCCUCCUAGAUUUGACAAUGGAUCUAUACUGAGCCAGGAUCCCGCGAUAUCAUAUAUUUGGUCAGAAAAGAGCUUAAAUAAUGAUCAGCGUCAAGCUAUACUUAAGAUACUUACUGCAAAGGACUAUGCUUUGAUCCUAGGAAUGCCUGGAACAGGAAAAACCUCCACAAUGGUCCAUGCUGUGAAAGCUUUGUUGAUGAGAGGCUCAUCUAUUCUGCUUGCAUCAUACACAAACUCUGCUGUUGAUAAUCUACUUAUCAAAUUAAAAGCACAGGGAAUUGAGUUUCUACGUAUUGGAAGAGACGAGGCCGUACAUGAAGAAAUUCGAGAAAGUUGCUUUUCAGCUAUGGAUAUGUGCAGUGUUGAGGACAUCAAAACAAAGUUGAACCAGGUCAAAGUUGUGGCCUCUACUUGUUUGGGAAUCAAUAGUCCCUUGCUUGUGAAUAGGCGAUUUGACGUGUGCAUUAUUGAUGAAGCUGGCCAGAUCGCGCUCCCUGUUUCGAUAGGACCCUUGCUGUUUGCCUCUACAUUUGUACUUGUUGGUGACCACUAUCAACUACCGCCACUAGUGCAGAAUACAGAGGCUAGAGAAAAUGGGAUGGGAAUAAGCUUGUUUCGCAGGUUAUCAGAAGCUCAUCCUCAGGCAAUUUCAGUGUUACAAAACCAGUACCGAAUGUGUCGAGGUAUUAUGGAACUAUCAAAUGCGUUGAUAUAUGGAGACAGAUUAUGCUGCGGUUCCGCUGAAGUAGCCAAUGCCACACUUGCGCUUUCUACUUCCACUUCUAAUUCGUUAUGGCUUAAAAAGGUUCUGGAGCCAACCAGAACAGUUGUAUUUAUUAAUACAGAUAUGCUGCGUGCUUUCGAAGCUAGGGAUCAGAAUGCGAUCAACAAUCCAGUUGAAGCUUCCAUAAUAGCUGAGAUUGUAGAAGAGCUAGUUAACAAUGGAGUGGAUAGUAAAGAAAUUGGAAUCAUUACUCCUUAUAACUCACAAGCGAGCCUCAUUCAACACGCAAUUCCAAUGACGUCUGUGGAAAUACAUACUAUUGACAAGUAUCAGGGAAGAGAUAAAGACUGCAUAUUGGUAUCCUUUGUGAGGUCACGGGAGAAACCAAGGAGCUCUGCCUCUUCACUGCUCGGAGACUGGCAUAGAAUCAACGUUGCUUUGACACGAGCAAAGAAAAAGUUGAUAAUGGUGGGAUCGCAAAGAACACUCUCAAGAGUUCCACUUCUAAUGCUUCUGCUGAACAAGGUUAAUGAGCAGUCAGGUAUCUUGACUCUUUCUCCGGGGGAUCUAAAACCAUAA